Molecule: messenger RNA, 519 nt
Organism: Bradysia coprophila
Lineage: Eukaryota; Metazoa; Arthropoda; Insecta; Diptera; Sciaridae
Product: nucleolin-like
Source: RefSeq, a predicted model, not a curated record
AUGACAAUAGUUAUUUACAUGACAAGGGAUAAAAAGUUGAAAAUUUUAUUUGAUAAGGACGUGGAACCUCGUGGAAUAACGGAUGAACUGAGCGACGACAGUUUAGCAGAAGUAUUAUAUGAUUUUCGAUCGAAAAAACAUGGGUCUGAUGAAGAAAGCGACGACGACGAUGAAGAGGACGAUGAUGAUGAUAACUGGGAACGAGAUGAUGGUAUCCAUGAAGUUUGGGAAGAUGACAAUGAUUACGAUCAUGUCAAAUAUGUGAAAGAAGUUGGUGAAUGGAAAGAAAUUGAGGAUAGGGAUUAUGAAGAUGAUGACUACGAAGAGUUUGAAGAAGAUCACUGGGUGGAAGAAAGUCAUCAUGGAAGGUGGUCCGAAGUGGUCGAAGAGGUUGAAGAUGAGGGCGCUGAUGAGGAUGAAUGGGAGGAGUUUGAUAAUGAUGAUGAUGAUGAGCAUGAUGAAAAUGUCGGGGAUGGUUCAGAGGAUGAAGAUUGGGAGGAAUGGGCGGAAGAGAGAUGA